Morus notabilis is the source of this 1233-nucleotide messenger RNA. Its product is annotated as endochitinase 2. Lineage: Eukaryota; Viridiplantae; Streptophyta; Magnoliopsida; Rosales; Moraceae. The record is from RefSeq and is a predicted model, not a curated record. Gene Ontology annotation, biological process: chitin catabolic process; defense response to fungus; cell wall macromolecule catabolic process. The coding region runs from base 46 to 1023 and encodes 325 amino acids. The transcript has 3 exons. Gene Ontology annotation, molecular function: chitinase activity; chitin binding.
UUCUCAAACAUCAACAAAAUAACCACAACACAUCAAAAAUUAAAUAUGAAGUACUUUUGGGUCUUAUCCAUUUUUUCCCUAUUUCUGUUAACUAUACAAAGAGGCUUAGCGGAGCAAUGUGGUCAGCAAGCUGGGGGUGCUCUAUGCCCAGGAGGAUUAUGCUGCAGCAAAUGGGGGUGGUGUGGCGACACACCUGACCACUGCACCAACGGUUGUCAAAGCCAAUGCAGCGGAGGCGGAGGUGGAGGCGGCGGCGGCGGUGGCGGUGGAGACCUUGGUAGUAUCAUUUCAAGAUCCACCUUUGACCAGCUGCUUAAACAUCGUAAUGACGGUGCUUGCCCCGCCAGGAACUUUUAUACCUAUGAUGCUUUCAUUGCAGCUACAAAGGCCUUCCCUGGAUUUGGCACUACCGGCGACGAUGCCACACGCAAAAGGGAGAUUGCUGCUUUUCUUGGCCAAACUUCCCAUGAAACUACCGGUGGAUGGGACAGUGCUCCUGAUGGUAAAUACGCGUGGGGAUACUGCUUUAUCAAGGAGAAAAACCAAGCGACGUACUGUUCUUCCAGUCCAACUUACCCUUGCGCUUCUGGAAAGCAAUAUUACGGCCGUGGUCCCAUCCAACUUACAUGGAACUAUAAUUACGGGCAGUGUGGAAGAGCUCUAGGGCUGGACCUGUUGAACAAUCCGGACCUCGUAGCUACGGACCCUGUGGUUGCCUUCAAGACAGCACUCUGGUUCUGGAUGACCCCGCAGUCGCCAAAGCCGUCGUGCCACGACGUCAUCACCGGCAAAUGGAAUCCCUCUGGAGCCGACACGUCGGCUGGUCGAGCUGCGGGCUACGGCGCGAUCACAAACAUCAUAAACGGAGGGCUUGAAUGUGGCAAAGGCUGGAACGCCGCCGUGGAGGACCGGAUUGGGUUCUACAAGAGGUACUGUGAUAUAUUUAAGGUUGGUUAUGGGAAUAACCUCGACUGCUACAACCAGAGGCCUUUUGGGUCUGGACUCCUGGUGGACUCCAUGUAGAUAUUUUAAUGAGUUUGUUCGUCAAAGCUGGCUCUUUUGAUAAUUUGUGAUGUUUGUAUGUCGUAUGUUAAUUGUCACUGCUUUGGUGACAGUUUGGUUUUUCAUAUAUAUAUAUAUAUAUAUAUUAUAAAGAGUUUGUGUAAUAUGCAUAAUAUGUGAUAUGCACUCUGCGAUUAUAAAUAACAAAUAAUGAGUGAACUUCCCUCCGAC